This is a messenger RNA of Alternaria triticimaculans, 666 nucleotides long. RefSeq lists its product as uncharacterized. The record is from RefSeq and is a predicted model, not a curated record. The transcript has 2 exons. Bases 1 to 666 code for a protein of 221 amino acids. Lineage: Eukaryota; Fungi; Ascomycota; Dothideomycetes; Pleosporales; Pleosporaceae.
AUGUAUGCAUCCAUCCUCAACACCCUUCUCAUAACCGGCACCACUCUCGCCGCAAGCCUGCCCCCGAGCCCAGGUCAUCCUUUCAUCCCCUCAGAAUACGUCCCAGAAUCUGCACAUCCAGCUGCAAAGCGACAAGGCCUCCCCCUCGGCGAUGUUUUGGGCGGAGGCGGUCCUCUGGGCGGCCUAGGAGACUUACUAGGCGCUGGAGGCGACGCCGAGAGCUCUUCCGCUGCGCCCGCCCCGGCUUUGACUCCUGUUCCUAGAGCAUCAGACAUCGUCAUGACGACCACCAUGGUCACCGUAACAGCGACCUUGUCUACGCCAUUGCCAGAAGCGCCGUCAGCUUCCGUGUCUCCCGUGCCUGAAGAUCUAGCCGGCGUCUACGUCUGCGAUGACAUCAACUGGAACGGCGCAUGUUCGCACCACUUCACCAAACCAGGCGGUUCAGAUAUUGACUGCGCACAACUUUCUGGGAGGGAAUCAUCGAUUGGACCUGAUCCAGGGUUCUUGUGCGAGUUCUUCACCAACAACUCCUGCCACAAGACUCCUGGCGUUGAAUCAGAUUUCCUCAGCUUGAGUUGGCCCGGUAAUGCGGAUCUAAGGAGUACGGACAAGGGCGAUUUGAACGAUAAGUUCUUGAGCUAUGUUUGCUUCAAGGUGUUAUAG